GUCCAGGAAGUUGAUGCGCCCGGAAGAAAUUAACAACGUACCAAUAUCUAGUGUUAUGGGAGCGAUCCCGCUGAAUGACCCCGGAGAACAGCGUGAAAUGUGAGGUUUUCCGUCUGAAACGAAGAUGCUGUCUGUUGCUUUAAGAAGUGCCCUAUCAACACAGAGGGUUUUCCUCUGGGCCCAUGCUUCUCAAAGAUGCUGGACAUCAGCGCCGGCAGGAGCCUCCACCUCCUUACUGGUAGAUUCUGGACAUGUAAAACCUCCUUGUUUCUGUGCGCUCCCCCAGGGUCGCGGCGCUUUCUCUUUAAUCAGGAAACAUUUCCACUCCUCUGCUGUGAGGCUGAAGAAACGAGCGCAGCCCGAACCCCCUCCCCGAGAGCUAGACCUGAUCCGAUACGACAUGAAGCACCUGUGGGAAGGCCCUAAGCCAGCCCUCAUCCUGGGCUUUGCCGGGCUUCUCCCCUUCAUCUCCCCAACUCUGCUCAUGGCUGUGACUGAGACCUACUACCCACAGCUGGCCUACGCCCAGGUGGCCUACGCCGCCUCCAUCGUCUCCUUCCUGGGCGGAGCCCGGUGGGGAUUCGCACUUCCUGAAAGCAGCCCGGCCAAACCCGACUGGAUAAACCUGGCUAACAGCGUGGUUCCCUCGCUGUUAGCUUGGGUGACCAUGCUGAUGAGCGACAGCAUUGUUCCCGCUGCCACUAUGGCCAUCAUGGGACUGGGCAUCUCCCUGCACUACGACCUGACUCUGCUUCCUACCUAUCCCAGCUGGUUCAAGGCUCUGCGCACCGUCCUCACCUUUGUGGCGUUCUUUUCUCUGCUUGGCACCAUCGUAAUAAAUGAUUUAUAUCCAUGUAAGCAUUUCUUCUGAGGGUUAGUGAAUAUUUUUAAGAGAUCCACUGUAAAGCACUGUUUAAUAAAUGCUUAAAUUAGGGUUCUGGAUUCUAAAUUGCACGCAGCAAUUUAUUUCUGCUGGUGUGUAGUAUAAAAUUAAAUAAUUUCAUUUAGCAGAUAGAUUUGUUCUGUUCUGUUUAAAGUUACAAAGUAGGUUUGACUUAUUUUAAUUAAUAUUUAAGUAUUUUUUUGUUGGAUUGAAUAAAGUGUUAUCACCAAUUCUAAUGUAUUGUAUUUUAAGUCCUGCCACUAGGGUGGCACAGAAGAUGCCAAAGUUUCAGACUGAUUUCACUGGAAUGGAUCAUAGUGAGCAUUGAAUAAAGGCAACUAUUAUCUGUUAUUU
Messenger RNA from Fundulus heteroclitus (mummichog), 1237 nucleotides. RefSeq names its product transmembrane protein 69. NCBI's taxonomy places the organism in Eukaryota, Metazoa, Chordata, Actinopteri, Cyprinodontiformes, Fundulidae. The transcript has 3 exons. The record is from RefSeq and is a predicted model, not a curated record. The coding region runs from base 125 to 871 and encodes 248 amino acids.